CAGCGCCAUACAAUUUUAAUUGACAACAGGACCUUAGCCGAUGCAAAUCCAGUACAUCCGUCGGCACCACAUUGUUCGCUUAUCAGAUGCCACGUCCUAUAAAAGAGAUGCCAUGGAACCACCGCCUUACUCUAUUGACGUCUUACUUACUGAGAAACAUGGAUUCUACCUACUUAAAGAUUUGGCUGUUACUAAGCAGCUGGCUGUUCGUGCGAGGAGCUCCUCUGGCCAUGUUGCAGCAUGCUACAUCAUCACAGAGCAUCGUCUUCCAUCCACAGGCAUCCACCCCUUCGCCUUCCAUUGCUGGUUCAUCAGGUGUGGACCAAUACGGUGGAAGUCCGCCUAAAUACGAGUACAAAUACGAAGUAUCGGACCACCAGACGGGAGACAGGAAGAGUCACUGGGAGAGCCGAGAUGGAGAUAGAGUGAGAGGAGCGUAUACACUGUACGAGCCUGAUGGAGCGCUCAGGACUGUGGAAUAUACUGCUGACUCCCUACAUGGGUUUAACGCAGUAGUGAGAAGAGAUGAGCCGAAGCACUCAGGAAUAAAUUCCUUCAAUCCCUUGUCAAACAAUGUCCACGAGGGAUACGACGCUGUUAGUCAGUCGAGAUAUUCUCCAGACAGGAGCACCUUCUCUGGCCAGGCGAGUCAGGGUCAUUCAGGCUCCAGCGGAUACAACCCAGGGGUCGGAUUCAGUGUUGAUCAUGCCGCUGGGCCCUCGCGAGGGGAGUCAGUUAAACCUUAUUAAAAAUAAUAAUACAUGCUUUUAAACUGGGCGUUGAAGAUUGCCAAUAAGUACGUUUUUAAAGGUUAAAGAUUAUGUAAAUUGUAGUUUUAAUUAAAUGCCAUAAAAUCCAUGGAUUUUGAAGACAUUAUUAUAUAAAAAAAUACUUAAAUUGACAUACGCACUUAAAACUAUCCAAUCACUUUCAACCGCUUCUUAUUGCAGACUUUUAUUUUCGUAGCCAAAGAGUCCGAUUUUACGAAUAAAAUCAAAAUGACUUCUCAUAAUGGAUAUAUGUCAUUAAAAAUAAAUACAGACACUUAAGUGUUGAUCAACGGUAUGAUAUUACCAUUUAAGUACCAAGUUAAUCUACGGAAAACUCGGUAAAACGUGGGUUAGUAUUUCUUCUUGUGAUGGAUGUAUCUCUGGUUACACCAAUUGGGAUAUAUUCGUAAGUUUAUGUUAUGUUUAAGUAAUAGGAUAAUUUAUAAUUAUUAUUAAUCUAGAGGGGUAUAAGUACCUGUCCUAUUUAAUAUUUUAUGCUUAUUUAAUAUUUUAGCAGACUGUAUUCAAUUGUGAUCAGUAGUAUUGUACGUAUUUACGGAAAAUGAAUACAAUAAAAUGCGUAUAUGUCA
Messenger RNA from Pectinophora gossypiella (pink bollworm), 1360 nucleotides. RefSeq names its product pro-resilin-like. Gene Ontology annotation, cellular component: extracellular matrix. The record is from RefSeq and is a predicted model, not a curated record. The coding region runs from base 87 to 749 and encodes 220 amino acids. Lineage: Eukaryota; Metazoa; Arthropoda; Insecta; Lepidoptera; Gelechiidae. The transcript has 5 exons.